AUGGUGAAACCAAAGAAACCAAUCGGAACGACCGCCCAAAAUAUUGAUAAAAAAGCGGCGGAAUCAGCGAUUUUCGCCGAUUCCGAAGGUCGAAUCGGACUGCGGAUUCAUGCGAAACCGGGCGCCAAGAAGAGUUGUGUAGUAGCAAUCGGAGAAUCAGAAAUCGACGUUUCGAUUGGCGCCGCGCCGAGAGAAGGAGCCGCCAACGAGGAGCUCAUUUCGUAUUUGAUGGCGGCGUUGGGGUUGCGCAAGAACGAAUUACAGUUUGAUAAGGGAGCAAAAUCGCGUAGCAAAGUGGUGUUGAUUGAGACGAAACGGUUGACUAUCGACGAGGUCCCCCUUAUCUCGGCCACCGCUCAACCAGAAUUAUGUGACGCCUAUGAGACGGUUGAACGGAAAUUCAACUGCGGGCCGCGUGGAUAUCCGUUGCAUUUUGGUCUGAGGAAUUGUUUGGUCUUUAAUAAUCAAACCAUCAUCGACAAAUUCACUCCAAAAGGCCGCGAAUUCGUCGGCUGCUCCACUCGUUGUCUCGUCAAGUCUAUACUAAAUAUUUCUGAAUUCUCCACAAGCUGUGCCCAAGUCCAAGAAGAAGCGUUCAAAUCCCACGUCGACUGUUAUCUCAACUGUGACUUUUGUGACGUGUGCAAAACCGAGAAACUCGCCUUCCUUAAAAGUUACGAUUGGACCGAUUUUCUGAGUUUCGCCGCCCUUCAACAAGUCUUCGCAAUCGUUCGAAAGUGUGGAGUGUUUGGAUGUUUCCGGGUUUUUGAUUUUUAA
Molecule: messenger RNA, 777 nt
Organism: Caenorhabditis remanei
Lineage: Eukaryota; Metazoa; Nematoda; Chromadorea; Rhabditida; Rhabditidae
Exons: 7
Coding region: 1-777 (258 amino acids)
Cellular component (GO): cytoplasm
Source: RefSeq, a predicted model, not a curated record